AUGGCCAGACCCGAGCCCUGGCUCACACCAUCUCAGCCAGCAGCCGAGUAUUGUUGGUUACCUCGCGCCGGCGACCGAAGCCGACGCGGUGUCGGCCCCGCACUGAUGAGCGCAGUACAAACAAGCAACCUUCCUGCCUGGCUCCGCGUCGUCGCCGAGGAGGAUCGCUUGAGAGUCGAGCCCAACCAGCGGCAACCGAGGCGGAGUGCAGUCGCCAUGAGGAAGCUCCCAUGUAGCCUGAGCCAUGCUGCUGGCCUAGACUCCGGCCACUACUACUACACACACCACUUCCAAGACUCGCUCCAGUGGAUGAACAGCCAAGGAGGUGUUGCCAGCUUGCUUUCGGUAUCAUCAGCAUCGGAUUCCAUCCAUCUCCUCUCCGACCACCAUCCAGUCCAGCCAACCCGAGCCCAGCAAUCUGCAACUUGUUUAGUCCAGUCUGCCUGGAACCUCUUCGAUAGCCGUAUAGUGACUUCCCACUCACCUUCGCCCCCGCCUCCUCUCCUCCAGCUCGCCAUCCCCCAGCCCAGGCUUGCUCGGCUUAUGACUCGAGUUCUUUGCCUUCUCAAGACCCUGUGA
Messenger RNA from Puccinia triticina, 579 nucleotides. RefSeq lists its product as uncharacterized. The transcript is spliced from 2 exons. The record is from RefSeq and is a predicted model, not a curated record. The coding region runs from base 1 to 579 and encodes 192 amino acids. Lineage: Eukaryota; Fungi; Basidiomycota; Pucciniomycetes; Pucciniales; Pucciniaceae.